Penicillium longicatenatum is the source of this 1620-nucleotide messenger RNA. RefSeq names its product lipase family protein. The transcript is spliced from 3 exons. The record is from RefSeq and is a predicted model, not a curated record. Gene Ontology annotation, biological process: lipid metabolic process. Bases 1 to 1620 code for a protein of 539 amino acids. Lineage: Eukaryota; Fungi; Ascomycota; Eurotiomycetes; Eurotiales; Aspergillaceae.
AUGGAUUCGGUAGCUGCUAAGUCCUUGAACCGCCUUCACUUUCAUCUGCGGACAGGACAACAUCCUAGCGGGGUAGCGGAUAAUAGCCACCCGGUUUAUAGAUUACCGGCGGGUGCACACUCCGUCCAGGGUAUCCAAACUACGCAUCCGGGAUCUCCAGGCCCAUACUACAAUGGACAUGGCGUCUCUUCCAUGGCCCAUCUUCCCGCGCGGAUCUCAGCUCCUCCACCACAAACAGACUGUGCAAAAUGGAAUUCAUACUCAAAAGUGAACCAGUCGGUCUCGAAUAUCGUGUCGCAUGCAACGGAAAAAGCCCAUGCUACGAUUGUGGAUCUUGAGAAACUAGUUCUACAGUGCGUGGGCGGGGCGCCGAAUCCACAGGAACCUGCUUCACAGCUUUUGGACCAAGUACUCACUUCAAUCGAUGCUGGCACUUUCUGUGGAAGAGAAAAUGACCUUCUUGCUGCAUGUUCCAUCCCAUUUCGAUCAGGUCCGAAAAAGAAGAAUCGUCGCGAGACUCGGACUGGAAAAGAGAAGCCGUCAGGAUCUGUCGACUAUUUUUCGAAGGUUUAUCUAUUUGCGAACUCUCGGAUGCCUCCAAUAUUGCCUGUGAUUAGAUUCUACCCUGCAACAUAUCCGCUUCUUCAACUCGCAGCCCAGUAUUCACGCCGAGUUUAUGAAAAGCCAAAUGGAAGGGAGCGACACUCAUAUGUGAGUUCCGAUUGGCGCCAUGGUACCAAAGCAAUGGUGAUAAAGUCAUUGCCCGUGGACAACAUGAACACCAUCAUUUUCUCAAUCCGUGGCACUCAAAGCUUCAUAGACUGGGCUGUGAACAUGCAAAUGGAACCCGUAUCCCCUAAAGGCUUUCUAGACGAUCCUACCAACUACUGCCAUGCCGGUUUUCUGUCCGUGGCUAGAAAGAUGGUUGCACCUGUCGCUGCCCGAUUGCGCGCACUCAUCGAAGAAGACCCCAGUCGCAUGUCAUACUCGCUUCUAAUAACUGGCCACUCUGCAGGUGGCGCAGUCGCUAGCUUGCUAUACCUGCACAUACUAUCUAUUUCUCCAGAAGUCUCUUCUGAGCUUACUCAUCUACGGGGCUGCUUUAAGCAUAUUCAUUGUGUUACCUUUGGUGCACCUCCAAUAUCAUUUCGGCCACUCCUUCUACCGGGAGUUCCCGAAUAUUCCAGGUUCAUUUUCUUUUCUUUUAUCAACGAGGGUGAUCCAGUUUGUCGUGCUGAAAAAGCAUACUUUCUCUCAUUACUGGAUCUCUUUGCCAAGCCACCACCAGGAUCAAUCCUCUCCUCAAAGCCUCGUCCCGGAUCGAUUGUGUGUUGGCCCGUUCCUCCGUCUACGCUUUCAACGGCAGGAAGACUGGUUCUGCUUCGUGAUAAGACACAACCGAGUAAUCGCCCAGAAGCACAUCGUCCCCGCAAUGACGGCGCUCCUCCCCUUCCACCUCGUGAGGAUGUCGAAGCUUACGGGAUCACUGAUGCGGGGCUUCGUGGUGUGGUCUUUGGCGAUCCCUUGACGCAUUUUAUGGAUCUAUAUGCUCGACGCAUUGACAUAUUGGCCCGGAAUUCUGCAAUCAUCAAACCAAAAACCAAAUCUUUCAAUUUCUGA